AUGGCAUCUGCCUUCUACACACCUUACCUUGAGCCACUGGCUCAGACCGAAUCACACAACUUUAAGCCUCUUGCAACCAUCGCCGCCCUGGUUUUCACGGUUAUCAUCUGUCUUGCUAGCCUAUGCUACCUGAUCAGUUCCGAGCGUCAGCGCCUCAAAAGGGCCGAGGACCAGAAACAACUGAUGGAUGCCCGGAUAGAACACAUCACGUCAGCCCUCUUCGAGGAAGCAAUGAAGAAGUGCGAGGCUGCCUGGAAGGAGAAAGCAGACUUGGAAAAGAGAAAUGAGCAGUUGAAUAUCCAGCUGCGGGACACAAAGAUCCUGCUGGCCGGCAAAGGAAAUGGCAUGCAGGGCUGGGCGGCUUUUAUGGACGCUACAGGCUGCAAGAAUGCAAGGGACGGGAAGAUGCAUUCGAGGAGGGCGAGCGCGGUUAGUAUGCACAGUGUUGGGUUGGAUUUUAGAUUCAAGCCGCAGGUAGUCCCUUCGCUUCCAGUUCAGUAG
Coniosporium apollinis CBS 100218 is the source of this 501-nucleotide messenger RNA. RefSeq lists its product as uncharacterized. Lineage: Eukaryota; Fungi; Ascomycota; Dothideomycetes. Bases 1 to 501 code for a protein of 166 amino acids. The transcript has a single exon. The record is from RefSeq and is a predicted model, not a curated record.